Molecule: messenger RNA, 177 nt
Organism: Alexandromys fortis (reed vole)
Lineage: Eukaryota; Metazoa; Chordata; Mammalia; Rodentia; Cricetidae
Gene: Spink2
Product: serine peptidase inhibitor Kazal type 2
Exons: 2
Biological process (GO): spermatid development; negative regulation of serine-type endopeptidase activity
Molecular function (GO): protein binding; serine-type endopeptidase inhibitor activity
Source: RefSeq, a predicted model, not a curated record
UCUCCUCCAACUCUUAUGACUUUUCCGACUCUCACAUGGUUGAGCCUUCAGAAUACAGGACACCGGAAUGUGAUCAGUAUGACUACCCAGCAUGUCCCAGGAUCCUCAGCCCCGUAUGUGGAAGCGACUUGAACACUUAUGGGAAUGAAUGCACCUUGUGCGUGAAGAUCAGGUCCG